GAGGCGCAUAGCUGCAUGCUGGAAUCAGAUCGCUGCGACUCCUGGAUUGGCAGCUCCCAUGCCCAGGCACGCUUGCUGGUGCAGGUGAGCUAACAAGGAGUGUGUGUCCUUAUCACCUGGCCCGCUGAGCCACGCUGGCUGCUGGCUGCAGACUGCAAACACACACACACACACCCACACACAGCUUUGUCUCCUUGCUCCGUUCCCCUCGAGAGCCAGGGCAACAAUCUCCGCCACUAGCUAACCUCAUCCAUGGAAGGUGCCGUGCGGGGGGGCAUUGGCCCGGUGGUGAGGCUGGAGGAGGAGAGGGAAGGCGAGGAGGAGAGACUGUGGGAUAAGGUGGAGAGCCAGAGGCACCUGCUGACCAAGUCCAUCAACCCCAGCAAGCUGACGGCCUACCUGCGGCAGUGCAAGGUCAUCGAUGAGGAGGACGAGGACGAGGUCUUGCACUCGUUGAUGCUGACUUCCCGCAGAGCCCGAGCAAGUCGCCUUCUCGACAUCUUGCGUUCGCGGGGCAAGCGUGGAUACGAGGCCUUUCUCGAGAGCCUAGAACUCUACUACGCUGAGCUGUACAAGUUAAUCACGGGCAAAGAACCAACUAGAGGUUGCUCGGUGCUAGUGGUGGAGGAGGGUUACGAGGGACUAACACAGUUUUUGAUGAGUGAGGCACUGAAGGUGCAGAAGCAACUGAAGGAUCGGGACGCGGAGAUCCACAAGCUUCAGGCCAAGUGCCAGGAGCUGGCGGAGGCCAGCGCGCAUGUCAGCCAGCAGAACCAGGAGCUGCAGGGCUUCCAGGAGCGACACCGCAAGCUGAAGGAAGAAAUCGAGCUGUUCAACAACCAGCUGAACAAGGUGAGAGAGGACAGCUACCUGCUGGCCAUGAAGCACGCGCAACUCCACGAGGAGAAGAACACGGUGGCCAUGAGGAACCGGGAACUGCAGCUAGAGAAUGACCAGAUGCGGUGGAGGCUGGCCGGGGUGCAGGAGGAGUGCAUGUUGGCGCGCAGGGUGUCCAGCAAGCUGCAGGAGGACAUGGACAGCCUGCCCAGCAGGCAGAACGUUAGCAAGCUGCAGCUGGACAACCAGCAGCUGCGCGCCACCGUUCAACAGCUGCAGACCUUCCUGCAGAGCAAGACUAAUCUCCCCUGCAUGGACAAGACACUGCUGGACAUCAUGGACCAUGACCGGCAGGAAGCCCUUGAAGAUAAACAGACGCUGGUGGAUAAGUUUCACCACCUUAACCUGGAGCUCCAGCAAGCUGAGGAACUCCGCGACAAGUACCUGAGGGAGAAGGAAGACCUAGGGGUGCAAGCUACACUGGUCAGGAAGCAAUGCCAGAUGCAGGAGUACCGGAUCAACACCCUCCUGCAGCAGAUCCAAGAGGUGGAGAAGGAACGAGACCAGGCCCUGCGAGCCCGAGACGAGGUGCAGACCAUCCACGCCCAGCUCCUGGUGGACGUCAGCCGCCACCGCAGGGAGGUGUGGGGACUGGAGGAGAAGAUGGACCUGCUGCACCUGGAGCUGGCCAGGAAGGAGGGAGAGAUGACCAAGCUACACUCACAGCUGAAGCAGCUCAGAUCCUGCAACCUACACCUAACAGAUCUCAAUAGUUCGAUAAGCAGCAGCUUGGACUCCAUCAACUGCCCUGAGGACCCGAGCAGUGAGGACCACAGAGAAGACAGGAGCUUCCCCUCGUCUGGGCUGAGCAGGCGGAACUGUGUCAAGAGAUUGGAAUCGUCGUUAGGCCAAAGUCCCCAGUUUCCGGAGAGCGACCCUGGAGAAGAAUCAUCGACCAUGGAGGACUCCUGGCUCAACAUGGAUGAUGAGCAAGGCAUCAACAGGUUCUCAAUGACUCCCUUUCCGCCGGGCAAGGGCUCCCUGCUGCGGAGACUGCAGGACGUGGAACUGGUCAGCAGAUAUCUAUUUGGGCCUCUCAGGAACUCAAUGGAAUUUGGGAACAGCUGUCCAGAUGAAAUGCAGAAACUUCCACACAACAAAGACAUCCCCUGCCCAGGCACUGAGGACACGGGCAAGGCCACCAUCGACCCCGACGGCAACAAGAGGCCACUGUCCGCAUCGUUGUCAAUGCCGGACCUGACCAGCAUCUGCACCAAAGUCCAGCAGGGCCGUGAUCCCACCGUCGCCAGGGGCAACGGGGCGGCCAUCUUGGUGAACUGUGAGCACCAAAGGUCGUGGCCACAGGAGGAGGUGAGCCCGACACACAGUCUCUCCGACCAGGGAGAGGGUAGCGUGCAGAGGAUCGCUCCGCAGAACUGCGCUGGGACGGACGCAUUCAGGACCCUGCCCUGCCGUACGUUUCCAGAAUCUCUUCCGUUCUCGCCGAUCAAGGCCUGCAGGCCGUUCUCCAGGGUUUUCCAGGUGGACGGGCAGCUGAAUGGAAGCUCCUUCUACAUCCGAGUGAACCUGAACAUCCUGGGGCAGGUGGACAGCUGCUCCUUGCAGGUGAAGUGCGAUGAGAUCUUGCACGUCUUGAACAUGGCCUGCCCGCCGGGCAGCGACUGGCUCUGUGCCCGCGUUGACCCCGUCACCAUGAGCGACCAGGAGCAAGGAACCAUCCCCAACGCCUACAGAGCUCACCAGCUACUCAUGGUUAAAAUCCACUCCCUCAUCGGAAACUUCCAGAAGAACGAGAGAGCAAAAAAGGCUAUGAAGAACUACGAUGAGUUGAAGUCGUUGGGCGGUGACCAGAUGAGGAUAGUGGUGGCGGGUCUGCCUUCUAAUGUCAACGCCACCAACGUCAACCCCUCCCUCAGCUUCUGCCAUGAAGAUCGGAAUGAAAGAGUCGUACCUUACAGCCUUGUUCACCCGGUCAGUGUCCAUCAGAAGCGACCAGUGGUCAUAAUGCCAACAGUGUUAGCCAAGCCUCUGAUGCACCGCAUCCUACAGUCACCAACUGCUGCAGACUUCCAAAUGGUGCAAGCAGAGGUUCUCACUGAGGAACAGCUGAAGAACCAGACUCGGUUUCCUCUGCAAAAGGUCCUGAACCAGGACAAGUAUGAAUGCAUCACCCUCGAAGCGAUCCGAGAUGUCAUCGCUAAGAACAAGCACGGCUUGCUGCCUUUAGGAGUGCACUCUGUCAAGGACUUGAUCACCGAGGAGAUCUACAGCAUCAUCAUCCAUAUCAAGGUGACUCCCAAAAACAUGAAGAAACUGAGGAAGUUGGCGCCAAAGUCGUGCGGCAGCGACGCGGAGUUCCUGAAGCUCCACCGCAUCGAGCAGAAGCACCUGGAGUCGGUGCCGUGCCUCUCAGCCGCGGUGGAGCCCGGCGCCUGGGCCACUGUGGACGAGCUGGCCAAGGCCGUGAGGGACAGCAUCGUCCAGGAGCAGCAGAAGGUCGUCUGGGUCGAGCAGAACUAGACGUUCCUGGAUCCUUGGUGCUGGUCGGUUGAACGUUCCAUGGAUAAGGUCCAUGCUCCUGGCAGAGACAGACUGGAAGAUCCACCUCAGCCUGGGGUCUCCUCUCAGGGCCAAGGAACCAGCUUCAGAUCUCUAAGAUGUCCAAGGACACAGAUUUGAUCUCCUCAAUGUUCAGGAAUCCAGCCUUGGAUGUCUUCUCAGAUGUCCAUAGACCCAGCCCCAGAUCUCCUCUCAGAUGUCCAAGGAACCAGCUUCAUUCAGAUC
This is a messenger RNA of Leucoraja erinaceus (little skate), 3642 nucleotides long. Its product is annotated as caspase recruitment domain-containing protein 11-like. Gene Ontology annotation, biological process: regulation of apoptotic process. The transcript has 23 exons. The coding region runs from base 253 to 3378 and encodes 1041 amino acids. NCBI's taxonomy places the organism in Eukaryota, Metazoa, Chordata, Chondrichthyes, Rajiformes, Rajidae. The record is from RefSeq and is a predicted model, not a curated record.